This is a messenger RNA of Entelurus aequoreus (snake pipefish), 5299 nucleotides long. RefSeq names its product gamma-secretase activating protein (gene gsap). Gene Ontology annotation, cellular component: trans-Golgi network. The record is from RefSeq and is a predicted model, not a curated record. The transcript is spliced from 33 exons. Lineage: Eukaryota; Metazoa; Chordata; Actinopteri; Syngnathiformes; Syngnathidae. Gene Ontology annotation, biological process: positive regulation of amyloid-beta formation. The coding region runs from base 175 to 2745 and encodes 856 amino acids.
UGUUAUUGUUGGGAGGGCAACGUUAACGCGCGUCUGCUGCCAAUUCAACUAGGAAAGAGCUCAAGUCACGUGAUGGCCAACCCGGAAAUACAGCAACUGCACGCAAAAGGGCGACAGACGGCGAACUUUUUGAACUUUUAGAACAACAAAAAAAGUGUAAUUUUAUCAGUGCUUAUGUUCAAACUGCAGCCAAAGUUGGACUUUCGCCGAGAUGUGGAGGCUCACGUCCUCGGGAAGGAGGCGGCGGUGUGUGGGGUGAAAGACUACUGUGGUGCAUUGGAUAUUUUAAUCAUCAACAUUGAGCGUGAUGGGGGAAUCCUUUACUCCUGGAAGGGGUCAACUGGGACCACCAGAGUUGGCAAGUAUGACUCAGCCACCAAGCAGAAUAAGCUCCUGUACAGCUUUGACAAGCCAGUGUGUGUCAGCAGCUGCUCCCUAAACAAGGAGGAGACGUUAUUAGCUGUCAGUUUGGCACGGAACAACAGCGGCGAGGAGCCCCUCAAACCAAUGUCCAAGUGCCUGACGCUCCUGAUUGAGAUCCAUCCCAUCAACAACACCAAGGUGCUGAAGGCGGUGGACUGCAGGGUCAAAGUGCAGUUCCUUCAUCCGGGAACUGACCACAGAUCAGUGCUGGAGAGCCACCUGCUGCUGCUGACUGAAGACGGAUAUGUGGACCAGUACCAUGUUCUGAUGACCAGACAUGGAGGCUACAAAGUGCUGAUGGCCAAUCCUGAGCGUCUGUCCAAAACAGCCGAGCGUCUUGCGGAGGACUUGUGCUGGGUCCAAUGGGACGUUCACACGCAGAGACUCUACUAUCUCACCCACGUGGACAAGUUCCUGCUGCGGUGUGUGCAGUUCUACGACAACCGCAACUGUGAAACCGUGCUGGAGCUUCCAUUAGAGCUGCAUGCCCAUCCCUUCACCACCAUCAAGUUCGUCAACCUUGGUUUUGACCACUUUUACGUGGAGAGGCCAGAGCGAGUCCAGAUGGAAGUAUUCACAAACAGAAUAGGAAGCAUGUGCGUGUGCUACAGCCGGCCUUCUUGCGACAAACCGGAGCUGAUCUACACGGUGGUUUUAGUGCACAAAGACUGCAGCAAGACUUUCCGGAUUACUCUGGGCGACACCACCCGGCGACAUCCGCUCUUCAUCCCCAUAGGCUACUACAUGGUGGUGUAUCUGCACGCCUGCUUCCUGCACUGCAUCAACACCAGGCAGCAGGAGAUGCUCUGCCACUCCCUAUUCCUGUCUGGCAACAAUGCCGACUUAGGCCUCCCGGCCAAGUCCGGAAGGUUGACAGUGAUGCACGCAGAGGAGGAGGAGUCCAGCCCAGCCUUGUUGGACCUAUCCAGCGGGACUAUUUACAGUGUCCAGAUCAACCCGGCUUACUUGAUGCAGAUCCUGCGAUCGGAUCCGCCUUUCAGCAGUAUGGCUGACGCUCAGCGUUUAGCCGCCCUUCACUGCCUGCUUCUUCACAAGGGAAGUGACCCAAACGUAGAGCUGGAGAUUAUUGAAUGGUUGUGUGACAACGCAACACUGGAGUCCUUUGACCAGAUCCAGGAGUUCAUACUCGCAUCCUUGUACAGAAUAAACUACAAGAUGUCCCUCGGUCUGGAUAAGUUGCUGCCCUGCUCCUCCGUGUUCGAUAAGAAGGACGUCCCUGCGUGUCUGACGGAGGUUCCCGGUGUGCUGUGCACCGCCGAGCCGCUCGCACAUCCCGUCUUCCAGGGAAAGGCCAGGAGCCUCCAGGGCUUCUGGUCCGAGCUGCAGUGGAACACGGAGAGGACCACAUUUUUCCACGCCGACCCCAACCCGAGAUACAGGACUUCGCACGCUCAGGCCGACUGGACAAAACUGGUCACUGCCAGACCGUCCGGUCACAUGACUCACCUGUUGGACAACACUAAGAAAGUCCUUUCCACGGUGGACAACUGGCGUCACGACGGGAAGCUGGUGCCGCUUUUCCAGGAGGAGGACCACCACCAGAGGGUGCUCAUCGGCCUGACGGUGGAGAAGCUGCGAGAGCAUCUGAACACACACCUGCCUCGACUGGGCAAGAAGAAGAUAGACGUCCUGGUGGUCAACUACGUAGCCAAACUGUUGGAGCUGAUCAGACACAUGCUGGAGACAGUCUGGCUGAAACACAGCCUGGGCCCGCGUGUUCUGUGCCUCACGCAGCCGGCCGGUCCUGGCGAGUGGGCCGUGUUUCACUUCAUGCUUCGGAUCCUGCAAGCCACCAGGGGGCUCUGCGCGCCCCUCCCACCGGGUUAUCACACCCUGCUAGCGGCGUUUGCCGUGCGCUGCCUGCCUCGUCACACUUUCCUGCAGUAUGUCGACCACGGAUUUCUGCGGCUUACAGAAACCUUUGUGUCUCGACUCAUGACAGAUUUUGACAACAGUGACGCCAAUGAGAAGCUGAAGUUCAGUGUAUUGAAGAGACUUCCUGAGGCCAACAGAUUCUACCAUAUGUGGGAUCAUCCUGUCAGUUCGGCUUCCAUCUGCAGAGAUUAUGUCAGGAAUGUGUUGGGGAGACGCGACAGAAACAAGGGAUUUGCGUUCACCGGCAGAGACAAAGCCGGCUUCAGACCAGAGUUUCUCCCUCUCACACACCUGGCCAAAGUCCUGUCAGAUGUAGAAGAACAAGCUCUGAACCCCUUCGACGAACAAGAGAACGUGGACGCCACAUUUGUGGGGGAGACGGCUCUGAAGCAGACACUAAUUCUGCUGGGGUUUGAGGGAAAAUGACAAGGAUGUGACAGACGGAGACUGUUGGAAGACAAGUAGACACCUGGUGCCAUGGACCGACAGGCUGGUGGACUUUGACAUCCCAGAAGUGGUGAAAAACACAUAAUUGCGUCAACUUUUUUUUUAACCCUUCAUGAUGUGAUCGAAUCCUUAUCUAAAAGGAAUUAUGUAAGCGCCCCGUCGGUCGGCAUCCCAACAAGAGUGGAAAUAUUACAUUAAGUGUUGUUUAUUAUGGUGUAUUAUAGUUAGUUUGUAUGUUUAGCACCUAGCAAUAGUGUUACAAUAAAGCUGCAUCCGUUUAGUACUCGGCUUGUAAAACUUAUUGCUCAUCCUCUUUGUAUUCGGGCUCAAAAAUAUAAGGUUUUGCAUCAUAAUUUUCCGAAAAGUAUUCGUUGUUGGCUCUCAAAGUCUCAUUGAUUAGCAAUUGUUAUUGAUAGGGAAGGGAUCCGCGAUUCCUAACACCAGGUCACGGAUCACGCAACUGGCUUCUUCAUUAACUUUCAAAAAGGCCCGGGAAUCUCUGUGAGAUUGAUACUAUGUUGAUCAUUUUCUAUAUGUUCGCAAACAUUGUAAGUCUUUUGGUGUCAUAAAUCAGAUACUGUAUAUGAGAAUAGCUUCAAUAUAGAGGCAACUUGUUUUUCCACUCUACUGGUACUUUAAUUUAAAAGUGAAAAUGAAAAUACAGCUUUACCACAUUAGUCAACAUUUUUGAGCUUCAGAAUAGCUCCAAACUUUUUGUCCCAAAAGGGACAAGCGGUAGAAAAUGGAUGGAUGAUAUUGUCAUUACUGCCACAAGUACCACUGCGGCCCAUACGGACCACAGCUGUUUUAUAGCCCAACAAUGGUUAAAAAAACACUGUUUUAUAUUAUGUAAUUUUUCCAAAAAUAAAAAUCAGUUAAAGUAAUAAUAAAUAUUUGACAGGUCAUACCAUUUUUCCACAAACACUGAGACUUAGUUUAAGUAAUAUUGCUAAAUAUAUAUAACAUCCUACACAAAUGAAUGACACCUAAUGGAAGACAAACACUAUUAUUUUAUAUGAAUAAUUAAUGACAGUCAAUUGAAGUAAUAUUAACUAGUAAUGACACCUAAGUGAUAUACACAUAAACAAUUUUCCACAAGUAAAUAUUAACACUUAAUUGAAGUAAAAAAAAAAAAUCUACAAAUAUUGACAAAUGACCAAAGUGAUAUUAAAUUAUUAAUUUUCUACAAACACUAACACGUAUUAAAUAAAUCAAAAAUGUUUACCACAAAUAAAUAUUGACACUUAAUUGAAUUAAAAAUAAAUAAAAACAUUUUCACAAAUAAAUAUUGAGAUUUAAUUGAAAAUAAAUAAAUAAAUAAUGACAAAUAACCAAAAUUAUUAAUUUUCUACAAAUAAAUGACACUUAUUAAAGUAAAAAAAACAAAAAAUGUACCACAAAUAAAUAUUGACACUUAAUUUAAGUAAAAAUAAAAAAUGUUGCACAAAUAAAUAAUGACACUUAUUGAAGUAAAAAAAAAUGUUUUUACCACAAAUAAAUAUUGACACUUAGUUUAAGUAAAAAUAAAUACACAAUAACGACAAAUGACCAAAGUAAUACAUCAAAUUAUUAAUUUUCUACAAAUAAAUAAUGACACUUAAAGUUAGAAUUUUUUUUUUCACCACAAAUAAAUAUUGACACUUAAUUUAAGUAAAAAUACAUAAUCAAUUUUCCACAAACAAAUAUUGAGACUUAAUUCAAGUAAUAUUAAUAUAUAAUUUUCUACAAAAUCAAAAUAAAUAGACACCUAACCAAAUGAAUAGUAUAUACAUACUGUAUAUAUGUAUAUAUAUAUACAUAGAUCCAUUUUCUACCGCUUGUCCCGUUCUUAGUUUAAGUAAAAAUAAAUUAAAAAUUUUCACUAAUAAAUAUUGAGAUUUAAUUGAAAAUAAAUAUUGACAAAUGACAAAAUUAUAAAUUUUCUACAAAUAAAUAAUGACACUUAUUAAAGUAAAAAAACAAAACAAUUUACCACAGAUAAAUACUAACACUUAAUUAAAGUAAAACUAAAUAAAACAAUUUCCACAAAUAAAUAUUGAGACUUAAUUGGAGUAAAAAAAAAUCCACAAAAAAAUAUUGACAAAUGACCAAGUAAUAUUAAACUAUUACUUUCUACAAAUAAAUAAUGACACUUAUUGAAGUAAAAAAAAAAGAAAGUUUUUACCACAAAUAAAUAUUGACACUUAGUUUAAGUAAAAAUAAAUACAGUUUUCCUAAAAUAAAUAAUGACAAAUGACCAAAGUAAUACAUCAAUCAAUCAAUCAAUCAAUCAAUGUUUAUUUAUAUAGCCCUAAAUCACAAGUGUCUCAAAGGGCUUACAUCAAAUUAUUACAUUUUCUACAAAUAAAUAAUGACACUUAAAGUUAGAAUUUUUUAUUUUUUUUUACCACAAAUAAAUAUUGACACUUAAUUUAAGUAAAAAUAAAUAAUCACUCUUCCACAAACAAAUAUUGAGACUUAAUUCAAGUAAUAUUAAUAUAUCAUUUUCUACAAAAUCAAAUUUUUUUUUCAAAAUAGACACCUAACCAAAUGA